AAUAGUCUACAGGCACUAUCUCUGGCUAUUAUUCGACUUGAACGUAAGCAAAAGGAGAGAUUACCAGUUGAAUAACGGAAGGUAUAAAGACGAGUGCAAUUCACCCAAGUUUCCAACAGAAUCGUCGUUUUUGUAAGUUUUGAAUCGGUUAAAAGUGAUUCUGUUACAUCAUGAAGGUUUUGUUUCUCGUUUUCGCCAUUCUGGCCACUCUGGCCAAUGCUACCAAAGUCGAUUACACUGGACACAAGGUGAUUCGUGUCGUUCCGCAAACCGACGAGCAAUUGCGCUUCCUGUUGAAGUUGCAAGAAGGAACUUACGAUUUCUGGGGAGAACCGUCGAGACUGGGAGAACCCGUUGAUAUUCGUGUCAGCCCUCAAAGGUACCAAUACCUGAUAAACACUUUGAACAGUGCGUCCCUCACCCACACCAUUCGAUUCUCCGAUAUCGGCAAACACAUCGAAGAUGAAGAGCGUUCCAUCAUUCUUCGCAGGGCUAUGCACUCCGGUCGGGCAUUCGAUUUUGAAAACUACCACACUUAUUCAGAGAUUGAGGCCUUUGUAAAUGAGCUGGCAACAACUAGCCCUUUGGUGUCUUCCUCGGUUAUUGGCACCACCUAUGAAGGCCGUGGUAUUAUUAUGGCAACACUCAGCACUGGAAGUAGCGCUACUAAACCGGUCAUGUACUUUGAAUGUGCCAUGCACGCCCGAGAAUGGGUUACACCUGCCACUUGUCUCUUCAUGAUGAAUGAGAUUGUUACGAAAUACGGUACCGAUGCCGAGAUCACUGCACUGCUGGACUACGCCGACUGGCUCAUCACUCCCGUUUCCAAUCCCGAUGGUUACGAGUACACCUGGACCACGGAUCGUCUGUGGCGCAAAAAUCGAACUCCGAACUCGGAAGUCUGCAUUGGCACUGAUCCCAACCGUAACUUUGAUGCCGGAUUCGGUGGACCCGGAGCAUCUGACAACGGCUGCUCUAACACGUACCGCGGCCCGUCCGCCUUCUCGUCAGAAGAGGCCUCCGCCUUCCGCGACGUUUUGGCCGCUAACAGAGGACGUGUUGUAGCUGCCAUUACGAUCCACUCGUACUACCAGUUUUGGAUGUGUCCUUACGGUUAUCAGAAUGCCCUGCCCACCGAUUACGCCGAAAUGUUCCGCGUGAUGGAAAUCUCUGUCAACGCACUGACGGCAACUUAUGGCACUGUUUUCCAGUACGGAACUAUCGCCGACACCAUUUAUAUCGCAUCCGGUAGUUCCACUGAUUAUGCUUACAUGGGCGAAGGGGUCGUUUACGCUUACGCUCUAGAGCUCCGCGACACUGGCGUCUAUGGCUGGGAGCUGCCUCCGGAUCAGAUUCUGCCUACGGCCACCGAGACAUUCAACGGACUUAAAGCCAUGGCUCAAGAGAUCGCUGCCAAAUUACAGUAGAUGCGAUCGAGAUGGAAGAAAUAGGAAAUAUGUGUAAUGGCAAUUUAGAUUGAUCGUAAUUCGUAAUACAUUUCGAGCGAUUGCAGAAUAAAAUGUAGUGUAGCUC
Messenger RNA from Daphnia pulicaria, 1533 nucleotides. RefSeq names its product carboxypeptidase B-like. The coding region runs from base 171 to 1427 and encodes 418 amino acids. The record is from RefSeq and is a predicted model, not a curated record. NCBI's taxonomy places the organism in Eukaryota, Metazoa, Arthropoda, Branchiopoda, Diplostraca, Daphniidae. Gene Ontology annotation, molecular function: zinc ion binding; metallocarboxypeptidase activity. Gene Ontology annotation, biological process: proteolysis. The transcript has 16 exons.